AAAGGUAUAAAAGGAAUGGCGACAGACCAUUGUCCUAACAGAAACAAUAUGAAGUUCUUGAUAACUUUAAUAAUAGUUCUCUGUUGUACUCUCUGUUGGGCUGAUGAUGGUAGUGUUGUUGAUGAAAAAUAUGGUGACGAUGAUAUGAAAGAACAAAGCGACUCGGAAAUAAAUGUGAAGAAACGUCAUAUUUCAUUUCAACCUGUAAGAAAUACAUUUGGAUACAUUAAGAGACCUAGACCGAUGAUGAUAGGACGUAAUCCAUUCUUAGCAAGAAUUAUGUCACGUCCCUCUAAUCGUCCAAAAUUUUAUAUGCCUUCAAGAUAUAAUAAUCCAUAUUCAAGAUAUAAUAAUCCAUAUUCAAGAUAUAAUAAUCCAUUUUCAAGAUAUAAUAAUCCAUAUUCAAGAUAUAAUAAUCCAUUUUCAAGAUAUAAUGAUCCUUUCUCAAGAUAUAAUAAUCCAAAUUCAAGAUGUAAUAAUCCUUAUUCAAGAUGUAAUCCCUCUCCAAGAUAUUAUAAUCGACCUACAAGACAUUUUUCUAGAUUUCCUCAAUAAUAAGGAUCCUCAUAUAAUGAUGCACCUCAUUGAUUGAACAACAAAGUCUUUUAUCUUCCGAAUUCAAGAGGUUAUAAAUGAUUUAACAGCA
Molecule: messenger RNA, 646 nt
Organism: Centruroides sculpturatus (bark scorpion)
Lineage: Eukaryota; Metazoa; Arthropoda; Arachnida; Scorpiones; Buthidae
Exons: 3
Coding region: 16-555 (179 amino acids)
Source: RefSeq, a predicted model, not a curated record